This is a messenger RNA of Ricinus communis (castor bean), 2761 nucleotides long. RefSeq names its product protein kinase STUNTED. Gene Ontology annotation, biological process: protein phosphorylation. The record is from RefSeq and is a predicted model, not a curated record. Lineage: Eukaryota; Viridiplantae; Streptophyta; Magnoliopsida; Malpighiales; Euphorbiaceae. The transcript is spliced from 10 exons. Gene Ontology annotation, molecular function: ATP binding; protein kinase activity. The coding region runs from base 144 to 2468 and encodes 774 amino acids.
AUUGAUUUUUCUAAAAUCAUGUACUGCUUCCAUCGAUGGAUGAAAUGCUAAUGGUGGCCAUUAAUUAGUAUUAAUACGUAUAUUUUGCAAUAUGUUGAACUCAGACACAUAUAAAUUGAGGGAGAGGUAUUACAUGGAAGAAGAUGAUUCGUAAGGGAAAUCCACGAAAGAAUUGCAAGAAAAGGAAACAAUUCUUUCAAGGUAUAGUAAUGGGCACCCAUUCUACAGAAUCUCUCAACUGUGACCUUGUAGAAGUCUCCAAGUUACACCACCAAUUAGUCUGGGUCUAUAUUCUUUCUCAUACAGAUAAUGCUUCUCAAGACAACUCAAUGACAAGAAGUUAUUUCAGAUGUUCUAAAAGCUUAGUGAAGAAGAAGGGUCUACGAAGAGUGAUGAAGCAUUAUGCAGCCAUGGCAUUUCUAAUGAAAACAAGCUCAGAUGAUUCUUUCAGGAAACGGCUUUCACUGGAUAUAUGUGGCGCUGGCCGAUUACCAGAAGUCAUCAUUCUUCAAGCUGUUCAUGAGGGGAAGAUUGUCUUGAAAAGGAGUUUGAUUCGCCAUAUAGGAGGCUUCAAAUUGAAUUCAGGGCCUAAAUUUUAUCCUGAUGAAAAAUACAAUAGUUCAAAACAAGCUGAGGCGCCUAGCUUUUGUAAACCUGAGUUCUCUGUAAGCUCUGAAGAUGUUUCAAGGGAUGACGAGGGUAGCUUGAAAGAUAAAGAUGGAUACAUGGAGAAAGUUCCUUUGAAGUCCAUUUCUGUAAUCAGAAGAGAGCUGCCAGAAACAUCAACCCUCGGUUGGCCACUCCUUCGAAGAAACACUCUUGGUCCUGCAGCUUUAAGAAGAUCAAAAGCAAGAAGCAUGUCCCUGAUGGAAUGGCUCAUGAAUCUACCUAGGCGAUGCUCGGACACGACAAUGCAAAACCAAAUUGAUUUAGAUUCUGAUGAAGCUAACAUGUUCUUCAAUGACAAAAUGGAAGACUCCAUGAGAAAAGAAUCUAUUGUGGAAGGAUCAGAUGAUGGAAGCAUCAAUAGAGAAGAUGAGGAGUACAACCACAUUCAAGAAUUCUCUUCAGGUUCAGUUUCUGAAUUUGCAGAAGAAUCGACACAGUUGACACUUGGCUGGCCUCUCCUCCACAUAAAGACUUUUGCAACGGUAGAUUCUCCAGGGGAGCCUGAACCUAGCAAUGAGCUUGUAGCUACAUGUAUCAUGAGCGAACCCACUCAAUCAAUGCAAGACACUCCUGAAUCCGAAAUUAAUUCGUCUUUCAAAAGAGUAGAAAGUUCAACUGAAAAAGAUUUCUGUUACUGGGAAGCACCAGGAGAGCAGACAAAGAAGGCGAAGCUGGUCCAGAAAUUCAAGUCAUCUGGCUGCAAGCAGUUCAGCUUUGAGGAGCUUGAGAAAGCAACUCGGAGCUUUUCCUCAGAAAACUUGAUCGGAGAGGGAGGAUGUAGCUAUGUGUACAAAGGAUCCCUUCGUUGGGGCAAGCUAGUGGCAGUCAAGGUUCUAAAACAUUACAAAGAAGCUUGGAGUGACUUCUCCUUAGAAGUAGACAUCGUCUCUUCCUUAAAGCACAAACAUAUUACACAUCUGAUUGGUGUCUGCAUAGAAGAUUACCAUUUAAUUUUGGUUUAUAAUUUCUUGUCCAAAGGAAGCUUAGAGGAAAGCUUACAAGGUCAUACUGAGAAAUCUAUUUUGCCAUGGAAAAUGAGAUUCAAAGUGGCAAUCGCAGUAGCUGAGGCUCUAGAUUACCUACACAACGAAUGUUCUCGCCCUGUUAUUCACAGAGAUGUGAAGUCCUCUAACAUUCUACUCUCUAGUGAAUUUCAACCACAGUUAUCUGAUUUUGGGCUUGCUGCAUGGGGACCUAAAGAUUCAGCCUACAUGAUAAGCAACGAUGUCGUAGGAACAUUUGGAUACAUCGCUCCAGAAUAUUUCAUGAAUGGGAGGGUUAGUGACAAAACAGAUAUAUACUCCUUUGGUAUAGUUUUGCUUGAGCUGUUGACCGGAAAGAAGCCAAUCAGUUGCAAAGGUCUAAAAGGACAUGAAAGCCUGGUCAAGUGGGCCACACCAUUAUUAGAGAGUGGGAAUUUAGAUGCGUUAGUGGAUCCAAUGUUAAGCGAGGAGUACGAUGUCACUCAAAUGCAUAAAAUGGUUCUAGCAGCAAAUCUCUGCAUCAAGCAGUCUCCCAGAUUACGUCCAAAAGCAAACCAGAUUCUAAAGCUGUUAAGAGAAGAUAAAGAUGUAGGAGAAUGGAAGAGUACCUAUGAUAAUGAUCAAAUAGAGUCGACUAAUGAGGAAGUCGGUCACUUAUCUGCCAAACUUGAUCAUAAGUCAUGCUCAGAUUCUUCAUCUCUGGUUUUGGAUGAUGAUGCUGCAUCCCUAAUUAGUACUGAUAUGACAUCACUAAGCAGCGUAGGAUAUAGGCAGCAUUUAAAGUUGAAGGACUACUUACAAGAACUGCUGGAUUAAUCAUCAAUAUGUUUUUUGUUAAAUGUUGCUGCAUUUCUUUCUUGCUUACAGAAACAUCGGCAUUUGAAACGCAAGACGGAAGCUUUAUCCAUCAGAGCUUGAGACCCACUUGAACAAGAAUGAUCUUUGUUGUAUAUAGCCAUCACGAGCUAAGAACUACGCACAGAAACUUGGGAAAUAUGUAUAGUUGAACCCUGCUCCACCUUUUCACAGGGGCAGUGGGAAGCUGUGUGAUAAAGUUCUCAACUCAAUUUAAUAAUACAAGUGCAUGAGUGAUUAUUUUCAUACUUCAA